AUGGAAGGCUGGAAACGAGAAAAUAUUUCCAACAAAGACGUAUUGCCUCUAGAGACCAUACAGUUCGCGGUAAAGGAAGCCAAAAGCUGGAGACUGGCCCAACGAACCCCGGAACUCGUGGAAGACCCGAUAGAAGAGGAGCUGCAAACCGACGAACAGCCUCAGCCACGCACAAGCUGUCCUCCACUGUGGAGCUGUCAAACCGACGCAUCAUGGAUAAACAAAGACGAGAGAGCAGGCCUGGGUUUUGUGGUUAUGUAUGCAGGUAAACCGAUGCUGUAUGGAGCAAGAGAACUAUCCAGAGCGACAUCCUCCCUUCACGCAGAAGCCGAAGGUCUUAUAUGGGCAAUGCAGGAAGUUUUAAAAACAAGGAACAGAAGCGUACAAUUUGAAAUGGACUGCAAGCAACUCGUUAAGCUGAUACAAAGUGAAGAAGAUUGGCCCUCCAUGGCAGCUGAAAUUGAUGAGAUCAAAGCUCUAUCGCUGGCAUUUCUGGAAAUUUCCAUCAUUCAUAUUCCAAGAUCCUCGAACGUCCGUGCAGACAGCCUUGCUAAAGGUGGAAGAUCAUGA
Messenger RNA from Brassica napus (rape), 570 nucleotides. RefSeq lists its product as uncharacterized. The coding region runs from base 1 to 570 and encodes 189 amino acids. Gene Ontology annotation, molecular function: RNA-DNA hybrid ribonuclease activity; nucleic acid binding. The record is from RefSeq and is a predicted model, not a curated record. The transcript has a single exon. Lineage: Eukaryota; Viridiplantae; Streptophyta; Magnoliopsida; Brassicales; Brassicaceae.